CUAACCGUUGUUCUGUAAUAUAACAUCAUUUAAGACUACUAAAAGUGCAUCGAACACAAUGAUUUUCAAUUGAAAGUCGUUUACAAAAAACACCAAUUAGGGAAUACAACUAAACGUCAUGGUAACCAAACAUAUUAUGUUAAAGCGACCCUAUGUAUUAAUACAGGUUGAGUUCACUCGAACAGAAAUACUAGUUCGUGCGAUUAUAACCCUCUUGUGUUAUCGUUAACAUUCUUUUAGCGAUGGCAGACUACGAAUCUGACAGUGACGAAGGUGAAGCUGGACUUGGAAAUGUCACCAGAGUAAUAAUGCGUCCUCCAGGACAUAGCGGCAAAGCGAAAAAAGGUCAUUUGUGCUUUGAUGCAUCUUUUGAAACUGGUAAUUUAGGAAGAAUUGAUUUGAUAUCCGAAUACGAAUACGAUCUUUAUAUACGUCCAGACACUUGUAACCCUCGACAUAGGUCAUGGUUCAACUUUGUAGUUGAAAACACUAGACAGGAUCAAAACGUUAUCUUUAAUAUUGUAAAUAUCAGCAACAAAAACAACUUAUACCAAUUUGGAAUGACACCAUUAGUAAGAAGCACAAGCAGAACAACUUGGAGUCACAUUCCAUUAAAUAGAAUACAUUAUCAUAGGUCUUCAUGCCAUGGUAACAACUAUGUUCUGAGUAUAUUAUUUUCAUUCGACAAGGACGACGACAGCUACCAGUUUGCAUUUACCUAUCCAUACUCGUAUUCGAGGUUGCAAAAUUUUUUGUCGGUUAUAGAGAAAAAAAAGCUUCCUUUUUUCAAACGAGAACUCCUAGGAAAAUCUAUACAAAAUAGAGCAUUAGAUUUGAUUACAAUCACAAAUCCGAAAAAUUUGAACUCUACGGAAAAAGUUCACGUUGUUGUAAUCAUGAGCAGAGUUCAUGGCGCAGAUACUUCAAGUUCUUACGUUUGUCAAGGAAUUAUUGAGUUUUUGAUCAGUAAUCACCCGAUUGUCGUACGCCUUCGCAAAAGCAUUGUGUUCCAAAUGAUUCCUAUGAUGAAUCCAGAUGGUGUUACUCUUGGAAACUCCAGGACUAAUCUACUCGGAAUUGAUUUAAAUAGAGCUUGGCACAAAGUAUCACAAUGGGUCCACCCUACAUUGCAUGCAGUUCACAACUACUUGAUGGAUAUUGAUAAAAAUGAAAAAAUGGAAUUAGAUUUAGUUAUAGAUGUACAUGCUCAUUCUUCCCUUCUUGGAGUAUUCACAUAUGGAAAUACAUACAAUGAUGUUUACAGAUAUGAAAAGCAUAUAUUGUUUCCAAAACUUUUGGCAAAACGCGUAAAAAUUGGUCACGAACCGUCCUACACAAUGUGCAAUAGAGAUUCAAGAAAACUUGGCACUUCUAGGAGAUUUUUAUGUCAAACACUCAAUGACAAAGUAAAUUGUUAUACUUUGUUCGUAUCUCAUUAUGGAUAUAGAAUAUCGCCCAAGACUAUAAUACCAUUCAAUGAAGAAAUGUUCUAUACAAUUGGAACAUGUGUAGUCCAAACAUUUUCUGAUUAUUUUAAGUUUACCGGCAUAUUAUUGCAACAGUCCAAAGUGCAGAAAGGGUUGUCAAAAAAGGAAAGAUUUCGUAAACGUGCCUAUCGCCGCCACUAUAAUCAAAUCAAAAAAAAGCAUACACGCAUAUGUAAUAUAGCGAAUAAAAAUACUUUAACACUAAACAAAGUUGAUAUUAAAGAUUCUUUCCGUGAUAUUUUUUCUGAUAUGAAUUUGGAACACAAUCAUAAUCUUUGUUAUAAACUCAAGUCUCAACCUUAUAUUCCCUUCAAAUCUACAUUUAACAGCAAGAAAAUUACAUCAAUUACACAAUAUGCUACACCAAGAAAAGAUAAUAAAAAUACAAACUCUAAUUUGUUUUCUAUAAUUAAUAUACAUGAUAUAAUACGUGAAACAAAUAUUUUACCCAAUCAAUAAAACUUUUAUG
Messenger RNA from Daktulosphaira vitifoliae (grape phylloxera), 1956 nucleotides. RefSeq names its product cytosolic carboxypeptidase 6-like. The record is from RefSeq and is a predicted model, not a curated record. The coding region runs from base 243 to 1946 and encodes 567 amino acids. Gene Ontology annotation, molecular function: zinc ion binding; metallocarboxypeptidase activity. NCBI's taxonomy places the organism in Eukaryota, Metazoa, Arthropoda, Insecta, Hemiptera, Phylloxeridae. The transcript has 12 exons. Gene Ontology annotation, biological process: proteolysis.